AUGGCACCCCGUCGACACAAUAUAGGUGCGAGCCGACGAAGGAGACGGGAAGACGAAGGUGAGGACGAAGGCUCGGUGGACGGAGAGGUGGAGGAGGACUCUCUAAGCGAGGCUUCAGUCGGAAGCCACCAGGAUGAUGAUGAUGCAGACGGGGAAGGUAGUGACGAUAGUGAGGACGAGAAUAUACCAGUCGACAAUCCGAAUAGUCAACAGGUCAAUGGUCGUGUGCCAGAAGGGCCCCGCCGUCACCAUUCAGUCUCCCCCAAAAAAGCUACGUUAGCGACGGCGAUUUCUGAUACGGAUGCGAUGAUGAAUGGGUUGAAGAUAUCGGGCGAGGGGAAAAGCGCUGAGGAAAUCCAUUUCGACAACAUGAGAGGGGAGUUCGAUCGGGCUGGAAGAGCACCUUCCGCACCACCCACUGAACCGACGAGAGAAUCGUUCAUGGAAACAAAACGUUCGGAGCAUGACAAAAGUGCUAGGGGAAAAGGCGAGGAUCCCACUUUUGUGCCUACCCGAGGUAGCUUUUUCCUCCAUGACAAACGCUCGUCGGAAACUGGCGCCAACGGUCACAAGCCCUCUAACAAGCCUAAAUCCCGGCCGUACGGUCUCAUUGUCGAUGGCAAUGUUCGGAGGAAACAAGAUAUUACUACUGAUGGGCCGUGGACGCAUGAUCUUCAUGAUACUGUUGCUGGAGACGAUCCGCCUGCUCCUAGACGACCUAAUGCCUCAACGAACACCUCGACAUUUUCCCAUAAGAACUUUCCCACGCACGUGCCCACGGCUCCCAAUACCUCAACUCCAAACCGAUCUUUUUCAACCACCGUGGUUGCUGGAAAAGUACCUGUUGUGGUGUAUCUUCCAGGCAUGGAUAAGCCGGUCACCUUUCCUGCAGUUGAGAAAAAACAAUAUACCCGUCUACCUGAACAUCGACCUCCUCUACGCCGAGACAAGCCUGUUAGAAUAUCAGUUCCUGGCGAAUCAGCUAGAUAUAUUUUCCCUGCAAUAGUGCGAUCCUUUGUCUUCAUCCCCCGAGCGCAACGGCCCAACCAACAAUCUUUUCGUGGGCGUGGUCGAGGUGGCUACAUGCAUGGACGACGCCCAAGCGUCUACGCAAGCUCUACGUAUACACCCAGUGUCGCUAUGAGCCGAAGGUCGUCUUUCGGUAAACCACCAUCCCAAGAUGGUUAUCUUUCCCCAGCGGCGUCGGUCGUCUCACGGCAGACAGUAGUCACAACUGAGAAUGGGAAACCCGUUGUUCGGCUGCCACCUCCCCGUGCACCGGGUGCUGCACCGAUUACUCCAGCCACGACCUACCCCCAUCCUCAACCACAACCGCAGCAUCCCAUCUGGCGUGAGAGUCGUGCUACUCCAAUCACAAUACAUCAACCUCGCCCGCAGAAGGCUGUUUCUCUAGCGGACAUUGAAACCCCAGCCAGCUUCCCCGUCAAUCCACCGCAAGCGCAACAGGAACAGCCGUUCCAUCAUCAAGCCCCUAUGUCCAGCAGUGGUCCGUCCCAUGGUCCUGAUGUUUCUGCAAACUACCCUCCCCCAGCACUUACAGCCGCUACUCCCCUGUCCCAAAUACCCGAGCGCGCAGUUCACGCCCCCCCGUUUCAAGCAUAUGGAUAUCAACAAACCCCGACCUACUACCCUGGUCCAUACCAGCCGGGGCCUGUUUAUUAUCCUGUUUCGGGCGCAGAGUAUGCGCCAUAUAAUGGGGUUGGGACGGGACCAGGAGCUUCUUUCCCUGCGAAUCAAAACGUCCCGUAUAUGGUCCCGGCUACACACACGCCAUCUGAAACAACAUCACAAGCAGGCACAGUUGCACAUGAGUCAGGCGGCACGGUUUAUUAUCUUGAUGCUUCACAGAUGUACCCAGGACCAACGUAUGGCGGCGGGGGUCCCCCAGGUGGCGCUGUUGGCAUGAGUGGGAUCACGCCUAGGCACGCCGUUAUGUCCGCUCCUGCUACCACUCCAGUCGGGCCUGGCACCUUGAUCACUGUUAAGGUUACAUAUGAUGACCACACUAGACGCUUCAAGAUUCCGCUGAGAGAUCUUGGAGCUCGUACUUUACCCCAGAAUUUGCGCCAGUUGCUUGGCAUCCCGGCGGAUACCAACGUGAUCUUCGAGCGGUAUUCCGAUAGCGCAGGUUCUUAUGUUCAGCUUGACACCAAUAAUCCUGCAGUUUUCAAACAACUCUACCGAGCUGCUAAGGCUAAAUUGAAGCUGCGGAUCAAAGCCACUGUCCACGAGCCCACAACUCAGGCUGCAGUUCCAGAUAGCUCUAGCGAACCGCAUGGGCCAGCAAGAUAUAGCUAUCUUGAAACCGUUUUGAGCUCUCCAAUUCCUGCAAAAACAGUUGGCGCAGAGAUUGGUUCUGCAAUGCCAUCGGCGACUUUGCCAGAGAGUACAGAAAGGUCCACGUUGGACGAGACUGAGAUCCGCCAGUUGCCGAAUACUGAGACAACUGACUCAAAACCUGCCAGUCAGAGAGAAUUUAUCCUAGGCGCCGACAUUCCGAGUGCCCCGAUCGUUUCUCACACCUCUCAUGCCGGAGUUUUCUGCAUUGACUGCAACCACUGUGGCCGUCCUAUCCCAAAUGAACACUAUCAUUGUAACACCUGUGCCGAUGGUGAUUACGACCUUUGCCCACAAUGCGUUGAUUCCGGCGUUAAUUGCCACGGGGAUGAGCAUUGGUUGGUGCGACGUUUCGUAAAGGAUGGCAUCAUCACUAAUAGCACGACAAAAACUCUUGCGUCUCACAAGAUUCUAACUCAGGAAGAAUCUCAACCCGCGUUGUCAGUACCAAAAAGUGAGCCUGAACAAGCUGAAGCUCCUAUUUUCAGCUCUGAGCGUAUCUGCAAUAACUGCCUUAAGGAGUUUGAUGAGAGCAAAAUGGUGUCUUGUGCUGACUGUGAAGACUUUGAUCUCUGUAUAACAUGCGUUCUUGGACAUAAGCAUGGACACCACCCAUCACACACCUUUGCGUUGCUAGGUGAUCAUGAUGCCGGACUAAAGAAUCUUGUUUUGUCCCGCUGCAAGCCCGGCCGUGGUUAUCACCAUGCGGCUAUAUGUGAUGGCUGUGAGAGCCAUAUUACCGGUGUGCGUCACAAAUGCCUUACAUGCCCCGACUGGGAUUAUUGCUCUGAGUGCCAUCUCUCGGCGUCCCAAACUCACCCUAGACAUCGGUUUGCUCCGCUUUACACCGCCAUCUCCGAGCCGCUGCAGCCCCACGAAGUUCACUUUGGCGUGUACUGCGAUGGCCCAAUAUGCAAAGAUAAGUCGAGACCGGGGUUCAUUACUGGCGUUCGUUACAAGUGCUCUGUUUGCAACGACGUAGACUUUUGUGACAAAUGCGAAGUUCAUCCGGAUAAUUCGCACAACCGCACUCAUCCAAUGGUCCUGUUCAAAACGCCAGUGCGCAGUGUUAGCGUGAGCACCGUCCACGAAAAUACCCUCAACAGACAGACCAACAUUUUGGGCGACCGCAAUCAGAGAUCCACCUCUACUCAAGCUUCCACUCCGCCCGAGCUCGAAUCAGAGACCCUGUCGUCGCAGACUGUAUCUAGGGAGGAGGAACAUGCUCUCGAGGAAAGCAACUCGCGUGCUUUCUCAACUUCAAACAAAGAAGAGCAGGCGGUUAAGCCUGAGCAGACUUAUGGCCCGAGCCUCAAUUCUGAAUACCAGGCAUUUUUCCUUGAGGAUACAGUAUCCGACGGAACUGUGAUGCGCCCCGAUCAGGUGUUCCAGCAGACGUGGAAGCUAUACAAUCCCGGCCCACUUGCGUGGCCUGCUGGAAGCAAUGUCCGUUUCGUUGGCGGCGAUUCCAUGUUUAAUGUGAACACCAACCAACCCAGCAGUCUGGAAGAAGUCACAGCUGCCAUGGAAAGUAACAAAUUGUCUAAGCCACUGGAGGCAGGCCAAGGCGCACAGUUUACCGUGACUUUGAAAGCACCCAAACGCCUAGGAACUGCCAUCUCGUACUGGCGUAUGAAGCUUGCAGAUGGUACACCCUUCGGACACAGGCUUUGGUGUGAAGUUGAAGUACGGGAGGAUUUGAUUAAUGUCGACGAAGCCAGAAAUGUAGCUUUUGACGAAAAGGCGCCCGAGCCUCCUGCGGCCGACAACUCUAACGCCUCGGAAAGCCAAAUGGUCUUCCCCAAACUUGACAAGGAAUCACCAUCAGCGAGCACACACGAAGCUGCCGGUGUGCCGCCCACUGCCCCCUCUGUGAGCAACACAUCUGAGCAUGAUGUUCUCGAUGAUGUGGCCAGCCUGACUUUGGAUGACGAGACCGAGACCGAGGCUGGGUUCCUGACCGAUGAGGAAUACGAUAUUCUGGAUGCCAGUGACCAGGAAUUUCUGGACGCCAACUCUUCUGGUCACUAG
Messenger RNA from Aspergillus versicolor CBS 583.65, 4389 nucleotides. RefSeq lists its product as uncharacterized. Gene Ontology annotation, cellular component: exon-exon junction complex. The transcript is spliced from 6 exons. NCBI's taxonomy places the organism in Eukaryota, Fungi, Ascomycota, Eurotiomycetes, Eurotiales, Aspergillaceae. The coding region runs from base 1 to 4389 and encodes 1462 amino acids. The record is from RefSeq and is a predicted model, not a curated record. Gene Ontology annotation, molecular function: zinc ion binding; mRNA binding. Gene Ontology annotation, biological process: mRNA processing.